Drosophila mojavensis is the source of this 3838-nucleotide messenger RNA. Its product is annotated as LIM homeobox transcription factor 1-beta. Gene Ontology annotation, cellular component: nucleus. Gene Ontology annotation, biological process: neuron differentiation; regulation of transcription by RNA polymerase II. The record is from RefSeq and is a predicted model, not a curated record. The coding region runs from base 311 to 2113 and encodes 600 amino acids. The transcript has 6 exons. Gene Ontology annotation, molecular function: DNA-binding transcription factor activity, RNA polymerase II-specific; RNA polymerase II transcription regulatory region sequence-specific DNA binding. Lineage: Eukaryota; Metazoa; Arthropoda; Insecta; Diptera; Drosophilidae.
UCAUUAACAUCAGAGGUCCGUAAUCAUUCAAGCAUCGCGUUUCGUAACUGGCCCAACAAUACCUUUCCCGCUGGCCACUCUCAUCCAUUCGCUUCGCAGGACACUCGAUGCAUAUUUACCUGCACUGCACCUGACGCGACUACCCAUUUAGCUUUAAUAAAAGCCACGUGAAAAGUGCCAAUACAAAGAGUCCUAUAAAUUCCUAGAAAAACCAUAACUAUCGUAUUUCUAAGCAAUCAUUGGUCGGCUCAGACACGGACCUGUGAUUUAUUUUGUGUAAAUGAGCUUUUGUUGGCCGUAAAUCAACAAAAUGAUCGACGAACAGCAUCCAAUGCAGAUUGGCCUGUUUCCAAUGGACAUCAAAUGUCAACAGCAACAGCAACAGCAGCAGCAGCAGCAACACAACCAUCACCAACAGCAGCAACAUUUAUCGGGAGCUGGACACACGCAGCACCCGGCCGCAGCAGGCAUUGCAAUGGGGCACAGUCAACUGCUGUUGCACGGAAAUGAGCGCAUGUUAACAACACCAGCAACAGCAACAACAACAAUAGCAACAGCAGCAGCAGCAGCAUCGGCUGCAACAACAGCAACAACUGCGACCUGUCAGCCGGCAGGCAGCAAGACAGCAGCAGGAGGAGCCACCAGCUCCCACAAUGACAAAAUGGCGUCAGCUAGCCGAAAUGUCAACGGAAGUUGUAUCAACCACAGUAGCAGCAUGUCCACCGCACACCAACAACAGCAACAGCAACAGCAACAGCAACAGCAACAUCAGGCUCUGCCGUUGACAAUGAGUAGACAGGGUCCCGGGCCGGGUCCACCCAUGCAGCUGAGCAACCGCAUCACCUUGGGCGAGUGCAGUCUCAAUGACUUGGAUGGCUUUUCAGCAGCACCACCGGCGCCGCCGACAUCAUCAAUCGCACCACACACACCACAAGCGCCUCAAAUACUGCAGCAGCACACGGUGAUGGGCAUGGCCAUGUCCGGAGAUGGGGGCAUGGGCAUGGGCAUGGCCAUUAGCAUGGGUCCAGGACUCAACCAAUGCACCUACUGCUGCCAGCCAAUUUGUGAUCGUUACAUCAUGCGCGUGGUGGACAACUCGUUUCACGAGGGCUGCCUCAAGUGCUCCGCCUGUUCGCUGCAUCUGGUGCACUCGUGCUAUGCGAGGGACGGCAAGCUGUAUUGCCGCAUUGACUACGAAAGACUCUACUUACGUAAUCGUUGCCUUGGCUGCGGCCAUAAAAUUGCCGCCGAUGAGCUUGUGAUGCGCUCGCAGGAGAAUAUCUUCCAUCUGAAGUGCUUCGCCUGCGUCGUAUGCGGUGCAGUGCUGAAGAAGGGCGAGCAGUAUGUGGUGAAACAGGGACAGCUAUUCUGCCGCUUUGACUACGAGAAGGAGGUGGAGAUGCUGCAGGGCUAUGAUUAUUAUGGCGAUGACCUGUUUCCACCUAAGAUGGACGGUCGUCGAGGUCCGAAGCGACCGCGUACCAUACUCAAUACACAGCAGCGGCGCGCCUUCAAGGCAUCCUUUGAAGUGUCGCCCAAGCCGUGCCGCAAAGUUAGAGAGAACCUGGCCAAGGAUACGGGCUUAAGUCUGCGAAUUGUACAGGUCUGGUUUCAAAAUCAACGCGCCAAAGUUAAGAAAAUACAGAAAAAGGCCAAGCAGGAGCCGCCCGCGAAGGGUGUCAGCGACUCGCACUCGCAGGACUCGCAGGAGUCGCAUGACAGCAGUCUGACAGCCAAAAUCAAGGACGAAGCGCAAAGUGAUAGCGAGUCGCAACAAGAGUCGCCAUUCUCCACAACCUCGGACGGACUGACAAGGCUGCGCUGCAACAUCAAGGACGAACAGGAGCAGGGCACUCUAAGCUGCAUGGAGACCAACAAGGAGAACUGCAACAAGAACAGCGAACCGAUACUGAACACCAUACUUGGCCUGAGCUACGCCACCUUUCAGCAGCUGAUGGGUCCUUUCACACAGACGCCAAUGAUCAAUCCGAUUGAUCGGCUCUACAGCAUGCAGAGCUCCUAUUUCCGGCCCGACGAGCUGGGUGCCUACGGAGAAUGCGGUGGAGGUGGCGGCGGCGGAGGGGGCGGCGCCAAGGAGCCCAUGGAUCACUAAUCUCGCCUGCAAAUGAAAACGUUUUAAGCCAAAAUCAAAAUUAGUACUUGUAAAAUAAACAAAAUGUUAAUGUGCCAGAAACUCGAUUUAGAUAGCGUGGCGAAGCCGUUCCCGAAAUGCAGCAGCACGUGCAGCACCCUGCAUCCAGCAUCCAGCAGCCAGCAUCACCGGUCCAACUCGAUGCAACCACCCAGCGCAAGGUUGCCAGAUUUCGGGUUGUCCUGCAGGUGCAGCCUCGACAUUCGUUCCACUCAGUUGACAAGAACAAAGCGCUUAACACAACAGCAGCCACAGCCACAGCCACCCCGAGCUGGGCAUAUUGCCCGAAAUGGGCGUAAAAUACCGAUUCGUCAUGCAUUGUUCGCCCGAGCCCUCGAUGCGCGCCCGACCCUGUUGUCAGCGCCGAGCUGUCAGUGUCGCUGUCGCUAACUUAAACCGACCCCCAUCGGCAGGCAGUUCACCCGAUGGCUGACAUCGGGGGCGGCUAUGCUAUCCGUGGCACGCAGAGGCCACAGCUAUCUAUUGGCAUGCGAAGUGUCCAAGGGGGCGGAGCCAGAGCGGCGCAGAGACCAUCGAACAGUGCACUUAGGAUCAAUGAUAUUGAAUGAAAAAUGAAAAGCUUUUAUUUUUGUAAAUGAAUGAAAAUUGUAGAUUAUAGCUAGAGCAUAGAUAGUUCUUGAAUUAAUACAAAGUUGAAUUGGGUUUAGUACUCAUAGAAUAGUAUGUUAUAUAAGAUUAACCUAUUCAAGCCUUUAGUUAGUAUUCACAGUUCUAUACAGAAUAAUUAUGCUAAUGUAAAGGGAUUAUGGAAAAAGGUUUAUCUACGCAGACCUGAUCGAGAACUCUUAAGCAGCGGUACACGUGUUUACACAGUCAAAUGUGUGCCCCAUCCUGUGCCCCACUCCACUCCACUCGCCCAGCAUCCGCAUGCAAUUUGUCACAAUAUGUGUCACAUUAGCCACAGCAAUUGUGCUUAAAUGCUGUCGUCGUUCUAUGCCCUUACUCGGUCGUCGCGUCGUCAUUUGUGCCGCUAACCAGAUUAUACCCCAAUUGCGACACCGCGGCUCGGAGCAGGGAGAGGCAGGCUGAUGCUGCAAGAGUAGUUAAACAAAGGGAAAGGCCGCACCACCAACAACUCCAGCUCAUGGCCAGAGCAUUAACCACCGUUGAAUCUUCAGAGCAGCAAUGCAGCCCUCUACACGCACACACACACACACAUACACACAUAGGUAAUUUCUUUUACACGCUUUUAAAACGCACAUCAGCGAGAAGUGAAACUUCUCCUCAGGCGAGCCCACAUCGUUAAUCAAAUGCUGAAAGGAGCAGCGAGCAGCAAAACAAGUGCAUGAACCACUGUGCAGUCGCAGAGAGCAGAGUGAAAAAAGAAUGGCAAAGGGACGCCAAUGCAAAUGACUGGCAAAUGUGUCUUGGGCAUUAAGUCCUUCUGCCCAUGUCCUGUCACUGAACUCACUUGUAUUCCACUAUAAAUAAUCGAGUGGCAUUUGCACAUGCUGCGAAAGAGUUGACCGCGUCGUUUCGAGCAUCUUGUCGCGCUUUCAAAUGGACAAAUUACGUAAUUAAUUACCGCCAUAUCGAGGAGCAACGGACGCAUUUUAAUGGUCCUUCAGCCACUGUCUGGCCACAGAGCAAAGUGAAAAGGGCAUUGCAUAUGUAAAUAUCACAAAAAGGUAAAUUGUGUAAACAACUACGAGACACGAAACGCAA